Sclerotinia sclerotiorum 1980 UF-70 is the source of this 543-nucleotide messenger RNA. RefSeq lists its product as hypothetical. The transcript is spliced from 3 exons. Lineage: Eukaryota; Fungi; Ascomycota; Leotiomycetes; Helotiales; Sclerotiniaceae. The record is from RefSeq and is a predicted model, not a curated record. The coding region runs from base 1 to 543 and encodes 180 amino acids.
AUGAAAAAGAAACAUCCCGGACAUGAUAAUCACUUGUUCGUCCCAGAUAAUCUCAGCAAUCCGCGAGGAAGUCAAUUUCAUGUUGCACAUUACUCUCAAAGCCCUGAGAUCAACUAUUUCUCUCAAGUUUCUGGAAAUUUUUCUCCAACUCCGCCACUACCGAGUAUCAAUUCCAAUUCAAGAUUCAAUCCUAUCGAUACAAACAAGAAGCCCGUAGCCGCCACGAUGGCCCCAAUGGGCUCGGCCAGCUUUCCGCAGUUUCAUGGCAGUACUUUUGAUCCGAAUAUAACUCCUCUACGGCCUCCUGAUACGCGCGUCUUUCAGGUCAUCGAUCUACCGCGCCCUGAAUUUGAACCACUACCAGGAGCAGCUUCAGAGAUUGGGAAUACUUGGAGCCAAUUUAAUGCUUCAACCAUUUGUCAUUCAGAGUCGACAUUCCAAAACAUCAACGAUGCGGGCAUCAUGAAUGACUAUGAGACUUACAAUGGUGACUAUGAUACAAGUCGAUACGCCCAAUCGGAAUACAACCGUUAUUACAGAUGA